CUGAAACAAUUCCGUAACCCAUAGAAAAUUUUAAUUACUUCCGUGUUAGCAGGAUUUGCCGAUCAAUUAAAAUCGAGAUGGAAGUAUCCGGAAAGAGACGUGACCCUGACCUUGACAAGGGCUCCGCAGACGCUACUGUAUACUGUCAGCCAUGUGAAGAGGAAGGCAAAUGCGCUGUAGCCCAGAGAUUCUGUCAGACCUGCGAGGAGUACAUGUGUGAUCCAUGCAGCAAGGCCCAUAAGAGAUUUAAGGUGACCAGGAACCACAUCAUGUUGUCUAAAGAUAAGAUGCCGUCUUUCUACCCGUCCACCAAGCAGUCUGACAUCGGCGUAACUGAAUACUGUAGAACACAUCCGAAGGAGGUGAUAAAGUUUUAUUGUCCGACCCACAGCGACCUUGGUUGUGGUGACUGUAUAGUCAUUGGUCAUCGCACGUGCAAAGUCGACUACAUUGAUGAUGUGUCUAAAGAUUUCACCAAUGGAAGGGAAUUCAGGGAGCUGGAACCAUCUAUUAAGCGAGCAGAAGAUCUUCUAUCUGGGUGCAUAAGUAAUGUAAAGGAGCUUUUUGAAAAGGUCGAACACCAGUCUAAAGAUGAGAUCGACAGACUGAGAAAGUUCCGGGCAGAAAUUAAUACCUACCUGGACCGACGCGAGAAAGAGUUGCUCGGCAACAUCCAGAAAAUGAAGACCGAUGAUGAAAGCGUGCUGACUGAACUGAAGACUGAUUGUGAGUUGGCGAAAAGCGGACUUGUGGCCACUAGGACAGAACUGACUUCCGGGGACGUCUCGGAUAACCAGCGGUACGUGACGGCAAGGAGAGCCCAGAAGGAGCUACAAGAGAUUCAUGACAAGAUGGAGAAGAUGGCUGGUAGGAUGAAGUCCCGGAAGUAUCGAUUUGUUAAAGACCCGGACACGGAAGGGCUGCUGGGAUCGAAAAUUGGCCUUGGGUCACUGGACGUGGCGGAGGGGUUUGUUCCAGUUCCUGACCUCUCCACUGUGACAUGGAAGAAGGAUGCGGAUAUCAACGUUAGAAUGACUCGGGACAAGGAAACCUGCUGGAUAAUUAGCUCAGCCCUGAUCUCGCCUGGUCUCCUCCUUCUCGCUGACUUAAAGAAUUACUGUGUCAAACUGGUGGACCUUAGCAACCGCACCGUCACAUCCCGCCUCCAGUUGCCAGGCCAGCCAUUGGACGUGUGUGUGCUCGCUGAUGACCAGGCCGCCGUCACUAUCUUUAAAAAGUCCAUGAUUCAGCUGUUGUCAACAAAAGGAGGACAGUUGUCGCGUGGAAAGGAAAUUAAAGUAUCACCUGAGUGUCGUGGUAUUACGUCUUAUAACAACAGAUUAUACGUUUUGUACGCAUCAAACCCGCGUAUUGAAGUGAUGACAUUGGAUGGUCAUAUAUUAAGUACAUUCCAAACAGAUGAUGGAAGACAACUUUUCAAAGAACCAUAUUACCCGACUGUGUCAGCUUCAACACCACCGACCCUGUACGUGUCUGACGUCGGUACCAACACCGUUCUCCAGCUGUCUCUGGACGGGAAGGUCAUGCGAGAGUACCGAGACAAGCAGCUCAUCCGCCCCGAGUCCGUGGUGGAGGUAGGGCCUGGUCAGAUUAUCGUGUGUGGGCGGGACAGCCACAACGUGUUGCUGCUGACGGAGAGGGACGGCAAGAUGACGGAAAUACUGGGACAGAAAGACGGUUUGACCCAACCCUUCUCCGUUACCUUCUGUCCUCACACACGUGCCAUAGUUGUCGGGAUGCGCGAUAAUAACUCCCUGAAGGUCUUUAAUGCAAAAUGACUGCUUUUUUCAUCAGCCUGAUUUGGAUUUUCUCUGACAUGAAUUACCAUGUAUUCAAUAAUGCUUGAGCAAGUGAAAAGUUAAUACAAGCAUAUUUAUUUUAAAACAGAGGCUUAUUUAUUCGUUGUGAGCGAGUUUUAUCAAACUGAACAUUGCUAUAUAUUUGAAACAAAUAUGGGAAGAAUGGUAGAAUGUUGUACAUGUAUCUGUCUUCGAAGUUGUGUAAAUAGCCAAAAAGUCAUUGAUGCUUAAUGACAUAUACAUGUACCUAAUAAAUACUAUUAGUAUUUUGAAGUUUUAUUUUGCAAAAAACUAGGAUAACGAAUUAGUGUAAAUAUUGUAAUACAAAAAUGUACUAUAAAACACUUAUUCAAUCAUUUUGUUGUUUUUUAUGUUCUUAAUAUAGAUCUUUGAUUUUACAAAAUGAUCAUUACCUUUAUAAAUCUAAAACUACUCUAAACAAAAGUCUUGAUGUAGAUGUAUAUUUCUCAUGGUUUUGCAGUAAAAAUUAUAUGUUUGACUUACUGUAAAACCAAGCUUUUGGAUGAAUUUUCUUAUUCAAAUGAUAUAGAUUCAACUAGAUAUCAGAAUGGUUUUAAAUUUGUUAAACCUGACAUAGCUAAAAAAAUUACUACAUUUUACGUUAAUGCAAAUAAUUUUGAAGUUACUAUGAAGAAUGUUUAACAUGGAAAUGUUCAAGUGUAGUAUUCCAGUCUCCAUUGGAAUAGUUAAAAUGAAGAAUCUUCUAUUUCUUAACAAUUGACAAAGAUGUAUUUACACUUGCAGAUUAUCGUUCUUUGGACGUUUGCCUACUAAAUAUGUUAUUGUAUUGUUAUUGACAAUGUAUGUAAUCUGUCUUAAUUUAGAUAUUGAAUGAAAAUAGCUUAAUUUCCCUGAUGAUUUAUUUAAUUUUGAAAUGUUUAUUAAUAUUUCUUGAAGUGUCCUUUGAGGAAUCCUGCAAACAUAUAACGCAAACGCCAGAAAUUCAGAAAAGUCUUGUGAACACACAAUAUUUCAUUCAAUGUUGCUAAAUAGUGUCAAACUAUGCAUGCAAUCAAAUUUGCAUUUUCCUUGAGACUCGGGCAAAUUUUCGAUGAAAUAAACCACAUUUAAAGUAGAUCUAAGUCAUGAUAAGAAAGUUAUUUCACAGGAAACUGACAUCUACCCCACCACAAAAAGCCAUAUUUCUAGGGGGAGAGGGGAUUCUUUCCAGGGAAGGAGGGGGGAGGGGUUAGAAGGUGGGUGUCAACACUAUAACAAAUACAAGUGU
Messenger RNA from Mya arenaria, 3069 nucleotides. Its product is annotated as E3 ubiquitin-protein ligase TRIM71-like. The coding region runs from base 78 to 1799 and encodes 573 amino acids. The transcript has 3 exons. Gene Ontology annotation, biological process: positive regulation of DNA-templated transcription. The record is from RefSeq and is a predicted model, not a curated record. Gene Ontology annotation, molecular function: ubiquitin-protein transferase activity; zinc ion binding. Gene Ontology annotation, cellular component: chromatin; nucleoplasm. Lineage: Eukaryota; Metazoa; Mollusca; Bivalvia; Myida; Myidae.